ACAGAAAUCAGCUAGGGCUAAAAAUAAGAAAUUCCAUUUUAAGACACACCAGUACCACACCAACACUGCCCCCCUGACUUUUCGAUUAAUCUUUACCGUUUCAGAUCCCAUAAAAAAAUAUCUUUCAAUCGGAAUCUUUGUUUGUAACCCCAUUUCAAACAUCUCUCGGGUCAAACCAUAUGGCUAAGACAAGUAGACCCACCAAACGAGACUUGGAUUCUUACACAAUCAAGGGUACUAAUAAAGUUGUCAAAGUUGGGGAUUCUGUGUUGAUGAGAUCUGCGGAGAACGAGAAAGCCCCAUAUGUGGCUCGUAUAGAAAGUAUUGAGGCUGAUGUAAAGGGUAACGUGAAGGUUCGUUGUAGAUGGUACUAUCGCCCAGAAGAAUCAAUGGGAGGAAGAAGACAGUUUCAUGGAAUAAAAGAGCUCUUCUUGUCUGACCACUAUGAUAUUCAAAGUGCUCAUACAAUUGAAGAUAAGUGUAUUGUUCACACAUUUAAGAAUUACACCAAGCUUGAGGAUGUUGGAAUAGAGGACUACUUUUGCCGAUUUGAGUACAAGGCUUCCACUGGUGGGUUCACACCUGACCGUGUUGCAGUGUAUUGUAAAUGUGAGAUGCCAUAUAAUCCUGAUGACUUGAUGGUCCAGUGUGAAGCUUGCAAAGACUGGUAUCAUCCUGCUUGUUUGAAUAUGACUAUCGAUCAGGCAAAGCAACUAGAUAGCUUUACAUGUUCCGAUUGCACAUCCUUGGAUGGUAAAAGACCUCACAACAAAACUUCUGCAUCCACUUUGGCCAAUGGCAAGACGGAACAAAAGCGCCAAAAGAAGUGAUCUCAGUUGGGUGUGGUUGCAGAGGCUCGGUCCUUGUGUUCUGGCUUGUGGGUGUUGUACAGUACAUAUAAUCUUACUAAUGCCCCUGCUUGAGAAGUUGUAGUUUAAAGUGUAUUUAAGUGUCUUCUUUGUACUCUUAGAAAUUCUGUUACAAAUUUGAUUGUUCGGUUGUCCAGUUCUGUUGGAUCCUCGGUGAAGUCUGGUUUUAUUGACUGUAACCCUUGGUGUGUGUGUGCCUUGUUUACCAUCGCACUUGCCCAGGUUUUGUAGCAAUUGGGUCAAGGUCAAGCUUGUCUUGACAUGGUUAGGUUUUGCUGACCAUGGGCACUGGCUGAUGGUGUUGAUUCCGGUCAUGUACUAGGCAAACAUUUGGGAUGCUUUUAAUUCAAUAAAAUCAUCUUCCUUUAAUUUAUUAUA
Molecule: messenger RNA, 1247 nt
Organism: Erigeron canadensis
Lineage: Eukaryota; Viridiplantae; Streptophyta; Magnoliopsida; Asterales; Asteraceae
Product: chromatin remodeling protein EBS
Exons: 5
Coding region: 180-830 (216 amino acids)
Molecular function (GO): chromatin binding
Source: RefSeq, a predicted model, not a curated record